AAGUAGGCAUGGUAACGACGGCCUUUCAUCCAAGACUGGCGGUGCUGGUGUCGUAUCUAUCACGGUGUCAGUCCCGGUUCGACGAGUGCAUCUUCGAAACGAAUGCAAAUAGAUGGAAGGUGGGAUAUACCCCGAGGACUCGUAAUCAUCUACACCCUCAUCUGCCAGCUUCGAGUCGCAGUCGAGUCAGCUCGUCCAUCCCAUCGAUGCGACAGUAUAGUGGGAUAGUGGGGGAACAUACGAUGGCAGGAUCAACCUCGAUUUUUGCUUGUACGUUAGACAUCUUCUCCUCGAAUCGUGGUGGUGGUGGUUUGGGAAGCCGUGGAUAUGUUACUAGUAGUGCGUUCGUUCACAGAUCAAAAUUUCGGUCCAUAGCAGUCUUAUGUAGUCGCAUCCCCUCGAUGAGUAGCACGGCCAGGAACUGCAAGCUGCCCCAAUGGGCAAUCUCCGCUGGGCGAUUCCUUGAUCGGUGACAGAAGUUCUCAAUGUGAUACGGUGGGAUCUCCCUACAGUAGGCAUGCAACGCCCGUAUCCAGACCCACCACCCAUUUUCAAGAUUCAUGCAGCACAAGGCCCGACUCCUGC
Molecule: messenger RNA, 585 nt
Organism: Tricharina praecox
Lineage: Eukaryota; Fungi; Ascomycota; Pezizomycetes; Pezizales; Pyronemataceae
Exons: 2
Coding region: 9-473 (154 amino acids)
Source: RefSeq, a predicted model, not a curated record